Molecule: messenger RNA, 4225 nt
Organism: Castor canadensis (American beaver)
Lineage: Eukaryota; Metazoa; Chordata; Mammalia; Rodentia; Castoridae
Source: RefSeq, a predicted model, not a curated record
UAAAUUUUUUUUAUGGUUUGUUAAAUAUUUUUCAUAUGUGAAAGUGACAAUUUUCGCUGUGUGUGGUUGAAAAGGCCAGUAUUGAGGAGCUUGGUAGUUUCUUCAAAGUAAAUACAGUGUUGCUUUAGACCAGUCUGCCCAAAACUCUUGGUGAAAUUUGGAAACCUUUUUUACAAAUAAAUAAUUAAAAUAGCAACUGUGUUUUGGAGUUCUAAAUCUAAGUUUGCUGCUUUUCAUAAACAAAUGGCAGUGCUGUAUCCGUUGAGGUUGUGCAGUAGUUGUUGAAUGAAUUAGUUUUCAUUGUUCUUUUAGUUUUUUAGUUUUGUUCACUUAUAUUUGUUCCAUUUUAAUUAGCAACUAUGUAGGUAUCUGCUAUUAUUUAGUGUUGAUGUCCAGGAACUCAUUCAAGAGGAGCUAAAUUACAGCAACACUGUCCUUUUUUGCAAGUGACAAUUAGGAUCAUGUUUUAUUAUUUUGUAUUAUAUAUAUUUAUAUUUGCUAUAACUUAAGGAUAACACUAAAAAAGCAAUUAGUGAUACCAUCCAGUGACUCAGCAAAGCAUAGAUUUGGGGUUCAUUAUUAUCCCAUUGACAUUUACUAGAUGUGAGGUUCUUAAAUGAGUCUAUAAACUGUGGUGGUGCUAUAAGACAUUAAUUUUGUUUAAUUUUCUGUUUCUUUGAUUAGAUAAGCAUCAUUUAAUGUGUUGCCCAAGUGGGAGAAUUUGUUAGUAGCAUUGGAUUCUAUAUUGCAGAAGAACCUUUUUUUAAAAAAAGGGACCUCACAAGACUGAGUCCAUAUGGAAGAAGAACUUCCUCUUUUCUAUGGAGAAGGUGGCAAGCCAGUGCAGGCUACUUUGUCAUCACUGAAGAUGCUAGAUGUGGGAAAGUGGCCAAUCUUUUCCCUUUGUUCUGAGGAAGAAUUGCAGUUAAUUCGUCAGGCUUGUGUCUUUGGCAGUGCUGGCAAUGAAGCUUUAUAUACUACAGUAAAUGAUGAGAUCUUUGUGCUGGGCACAAACUGCAGUGGCUGUCUGGGGCUAGGUGAUGUCCAGAGCACUAUUGAGCCUCGGAGACUGGAUUCCUUAAGUGGCAAAAAGAUAGCCUGCCUCAGCUAUGGGAGUGGGCCACACGUCGUCCUUGCCACAACAGAUGGAGAAGUCUUUACCUGGGGUCAUAAUGCAUAUAGCCAACUGGGCAAUGGGACAACAAAUCAUGGUUUAGUGCCCUGUCACAUCUCUACUAAUUUGUCCAACAAGCAAGUUAUCGAAGUUGCCUGUGGGUCUUACCAUUCUUUGGUCCUAACAUCUGACGGUGAGGUAUUUGCCUGGGGUUAUAAUAACUCUGGGCAAGUAGGAUCUGGAUCCACAGCUAAUCAGCCCAUUCCUCGAAGAGUCACUGGCUGCUUACAGAAUAAAAUGGUUGUGAACAUAGCUUGUGGGCAGAUGUGCUCUAUGGCAGUCGUGGACACUGGGGAGGUCUAUGUAUGGGGUUACAGUGGGAACGGACAGCUGGGCCUGGGCAGCAGUGGCAACCAGCCAACCCCCUGUAGAGUGGCAGCUCUGCAAGGCAUUCGUGUCCAGCGGGUUGCCUGUGGCUAUGCACACACAUUAGUAUUAACAGAAGAAGGUCAAGUGUAUGCUUGGGGAGCAAAUUCUUAUGGCCAGUUGGGCACUGGUAAUAAAAGCAACCAGUCCUAUCCUACUCCUGUCACUGUGGAAAAGGACAGGAUCAUAGAGAUUGCAGCCUGUCACUCUGCCCACACGUCUGCUGCUAAGACGCAGGGCGGGCACGUGUACAUGUGGGGCCAGUGCCGGAGCCAGUCGGUGAUCCUCCCUCACCUCACCCACUUCUCCUGCACCGAUGAUGUGUUUGCGUGCUUUGCCACCCCUGCUGUCACCUGGCGUCUUCUCUCCGUGGAACCUGAUGAUCAUCUCACUGUGGCUGAGUCACUGAAGAGGGAAUUUGACAACCCGGACACUGCAGACCUCAAGUUUCUGGUUGAUGGAAAAUAUAUUUAUGCACACAAAGUCCUUCUCAAAAUUAGGUGUGAGCAUUUUCGUUCUUCACUGGAAGACAACGAGGAUGAUAUUGUAGAAAUGAGUGAAUUUUCAUAUCCUGUAUAUAGAGCUUUUCUGGAAUACUUAUACACAGACAACAUCAGCCUUCCUCCAGAGGAGGCAGUAGGAUUGCUGGAUUUGGCUACAUUUUAUAGAGAAAAUCGUUUGAAAAAACUCUGCCAACAAACUAUCAAGCAAGGAAUCUGUGAGGAGAAUGCCAUUGCUCUGCUCUCAGCUGCUGUGAAAUACGACGCUCAGGAUUUAGAAGAAUUCUGCUUCAGGUUUUGCAUAAACCACCUGACUGUAGUGACACAAACUUCAGGCUUUGCAGAAAUGGAUCAUGAUCUCCUGAAGAACUUCAUCAGCAAAGCCAGCAGAGUUGGAGCCUUUAAAAAUUGAUCCCCACCUGUGGGAAGGUUUUUUUUUUUUUUCCUUUUUGGUGGGACAGGGUUUGAAUUCAGGGCUUUGUGCUUACAAAGCAGGCUCUCUACCACUUGAGCCACACCUUCAGUCUGGGAAAGGAGUUCUUCAACCAUGUAUUUCCCCUGCAGUAAAGCUCCUCAAUGAACAGCCUUUAUGAUAAGCUACAUCUGGCUGACUUCUUGUGUUCUAUCGAAAGGAUGGUAGGUGGUCUUCUCCAUCUGCCUAAAUCUGAAGUUUACAUAGAAAGCACUGAGAAGGAAAAAAAUGAAAAUGUCUUAUUUUCAGCUGCCAGCACAGUGCCUUGGAUAUAGUAGGCACUCAAUUAAUUAUACACCUUAAGGAUGUCCUGAGAACAGCUUUAUGGAUGGAAUACAAGAUGAAGGAAUAAGUUGUACAAAAUAAAUUAUAACAUCUGUAAUUACUGGGGUUCAUGUUCUUUUAGUACCAUAAUUCUGAGAAAUAGUGACUAACUUAGAGCUUAAUUAGAAUUCACAAAAGGCCUUAGCAAUUAAAUUGUCAAAGGCCGAAGGGCUGAUUUUAAUUUUCUGUUUACUCUGAGUCAUUCAUUUCUCAUAUGGGAUUAUCAACUAUGAAGUAUUAUCUUUGAAUGAAUGUUAUUUUUGGGCUCAUCUGCUUUACAUAAUUGCAUAAAGUCUUUUGCUUUUGUGUUAACAGGGAAUUUGCCUCUGUAAGUAAAAAUAAUUGUUUUUCUUAUAGUUAAUUUUUAUGUCACAAUAAAACAGGUCUCUUACCUUGGCACUAGUAUAAUUAUACUAGAUGAAAAGAAUUAAUGUAUUUCACAAUGAGAAAAACAUUUUGGGAUCAAAACAAGUUACCUGAUUGCAAAAGAGAAACUGGAAUGGGUUGUAGUGUCAGAUUAUUCUAGUUUAUAUCUCAUAGUACGAUGUUAUAUAAAUAAAACCUUUUUAGAAUUAGAAAUCUUGUUCUGAUGCCCAACUAUUUGAUAAUAAAGUGCUUAUUUGCAGAUAAAUGUUUUUUCUAAUCACUAAGAAGCAGUCAAAUUAUAAAAUAUCAACCUGUCUCAUAUAUAUAUUUAUUGCUUUAUUGGUGGUAGUGUGGUUGAACUCAGGGUCUUGUACUUGCGAGGCAGGCGCUCUACCGCUUGACCCGUGCACACCAGCUUUUUUUUGCUUUAGAUAUUGUUUGAAUAUGUUUAUGCUCAGACUGGCUUCGACCUCAGUCCUCCUGUUUAUGCUUGCCAUAUAGCUGGGAUGACAGGCAUGAGCCACCAUACCCAGCAUACAUUUGUGUCUUAAAGUAGCUAUUCAGAUAAGGUCUCAUAGGUAAGCCUACACUAAAACACAAAUGGUUUAUAAGCAACCCAAUUACUAUUCAUAUUAUUGCCUUUGAUUGCUCUUUAUUGAUGACAUUACUUUUUUUUAAGGCAUAAUUUUUUUUAGAGUAGUUUUAAGUUCACAACAAAACCUAGAGGCAGGUACAGAGAUUGGCCACUUACCUGAUCCCCACACAUGCACUACUUCCCCACUAUCAACAGCCUUUCCACAGUGCCGCAUUUGUUACAGCAGAUGGACCUACAAUGAUUUAGAAUUACCCCUUGAAGGCCAUGGUUGACAUUAAGGUUCACUCUUGGUGUUAAAUGUUCUAUAGGUUUGGACAAAUGUACAAUGACACGUAUCCUUCAUUACAGUAUUGUAUAGAAUAGUUACUGCCUUAAAAAUAUUCUGUGCUCCACCUGUUUAUCCUUCCCUCUUCCCCACUCUUCCACCC